CUGGUCGUUGUUCCCGUCGGUCCGAGUACCAGCUCCCAAUUGCCCGGAGGGCGGGUGGGCCUGCGGCAGAGGGAAGAAGGAGGAGAAGAAAGUUGUCCGGUCCCUGCAGCCUUUGGCUGAGUCUUCCUGAUCGUGGCCUCGGUCUAGUGGGUAUGAGCCUCUCCUGGGUGGCCAGUCUUUCUGUAGGUUGCUGUACGACGCCAGGAGAGAGAAGAGGAAAGAAAUUAAACCCUAUCGGUGAAGGUCGAUUUGAGGGUCUGCUGUAGCAGGUGGCACCACUUAAAGCAGGGAGGAAGUUUCCCCGGAUCCGCAGAGAUCGGAAAGGUUGUUGGGUGUGGCAACCUCCAGGGGAGGAAAGAAGGAGCGAAUUACCCAGUCUUGUGGAGGUCUACCUCCAGUAUCAGCUAUUGUGGCCUUGAAGUGGCUGAAGACCACCACUCUCCAUAGGCCUGUACCCAGGCCCACAGCCAUCUUCUCCCAGCCCAAGUGACUGCUCUAUUCCUUGGUCCCUGCUGUUGUCAGGGACGAUUGCAUGGGCUACGCCAGGAAAGUAGGCUGGGUGACUGCAGGACUGGUGAUUGGGGCUGGCGCUUGCUAUUGCAUUUAUAAACUGACCCGGGGAAGAAAACAGAACAAGGAGAAAAUGGCUGAGGGUGGAUCUGGGAAUGGGGAUGAUGCUGGGGACUGUUCUGGGGUCAGGUACAAUGACUGGUCUGAUGAUGAUGAUGACAACAAUGAGAACAAGGAUAUAGUAUGGUACCCACCUUGGGCCCGGAUUGGGACUGAGGCCGGUACCAGAGCUAGAGCCAGAGCAAGGGCUAGGGCCACCCGGGCACGUCGGGCUGUCCAGAAACGGGCUUCUCCCAAUUCAGAUGAUACUAUUUUGUCUCCUCAAGAGCUGCAGAAAGUGCUUUGCUUGGUUGAAAUGUCUGAAAAGCCUUAUAUUCUUGAAGCAGCUUUAAUUGCUCUGGGUAACAAUGCUGCUUAUGCAUUUAACAGAGAUAUUAUUCGUGAUCUGGGUGGCCUCCCAAUUGUUGCAAAGAUUCUCAAUACUCGGGAUCCCAUAGUUAAGGAAAAAGCUUUAAUUGUUCUGAAUAACUUGAGUGUGAAUGCUGAAAAUCAGCGCAGGCUUAAGAUAUACAUGAAUCAAGUGUGUGAUGACACAGUCACUUCUCGCUUGAACUCAUCUGUGCAGCUGGCUGGACUAAGAUUGCUUACAAAUAUGACUGUUACUAAUGAGUAUCAGCACAUGCUUGCUAAUUCCAUUUCAGACUUUUUUCGUUUAUUUUCAGUGGGAAAUGAAGAAACCAAACUUCAGGUUUUGAAACUCCUUUUGAAUUUGGCUGAAAAUCCAGCCAUGACUAGAAAACUGCUCAGGGCCCAAGUACCAUCUUCACUGGGAUCCCUCUUUAAUAAGAAGGAGAACAAAGAGAUUAUUCUUAAACUUCUGGUCAUAUUUGAGAAUAUAAGUGACAAUUUUAAAUGGGAAGAAAAUGAACCUACUCAGAAUCAGUUCAGUGAAGGUUCACUCUUUUUCUUGUUAAAAGAAUUUCAAGUGUGUGCUGAUAAGGUUCUGGGAAUAGAAAGUCACCAUGAUUUUUUGGUGAAAGUAAAAGUUGGAAAAUUCAUGACCAAACUGGCAGAGCAUAUGUUCCCAAAGAGCCAGGAAUAACAUCUUGAUUUUGCAGCUUAGAAGCAAUAUACAUUGUAAACUAUUCCUUUUCUCCACCUUGGUUUAUAUGGUAAAGGAAUCCUUUCAGCUGCCAAUUUUGAAUAAUGAAUUCAUAUUGUAUCAUCAACGCUGAUAUUAUCCAAGUUGGUUUUCAGGUUGAAGCUGGAUCAAUGAAUAUUACUACUUGUUUUGAAAACAUGUUUGUUGCUUUUUAUCUCACUGUCUGGAUUGAAAUAUUUUUACUAUUUUCUUCUGCAUAAGUAAAUGACUGACAGUGAACCAAUUAGUCAUAAGUAAGCUCCCUUCUGUCAUUUGCAUUGACUUCAUUUGUGUAUCGUCAAUAAAGGUGUGUGUUAAUGCUUGAAAGAAAAAAAAGGAAAGAAGAAAGAAAUGACCCUUGUCCUUUGAUUUAUAAUCUAGUUGGAGAGAUAAGAAACAUACAAACGAAAAAAUAACAGAAUUUCUUGAGCACAUGCUCAUUAUCAAAUGUGCACAGAGGAGGCAGAGGUUUCUUUGGGUUACAGUAGUUAGCUAAAAUUUCAUAGAGAAGGCUGCCAUUUAAAAUGAGUCAUGAAUGGAGUAGGGUGGUUAGGGCAUUUCAUGAGAUAGGGAUGAGGUAGGAAUGGUGUGAGAAAAGCAUGGAGGUAGAACUCCACUCCUGUGGCAGUGAGACCAAUUUGCUUAGAGUGGAGAGAGUGGGGAGUAAGAGUAGAUACAGAUUUGGAAAGCCUGGUGAGGCCAUUUUGUGUAGAACUGUUUGACUAUUAUCCCAUUGAACCAAGAGCCACUCAAUGUUUUUUUAUAACUAGAAAGAAAAAGUGGGGUCUAUAUAAAAGUCCCUCUUUCCCCUAAUGUGCCAUGUCAGCAAGGGUGUCACAAAAUUGACCCUUUCAAACCCUGAUGAUGGGAAUGAAUUUACUCUGGCACAAGGUUAGUGGAGGGCCAUUUAGUAAUACAUAUCAUAAUCCUUAAAGUAUGUAAACUCUUUGACUUAUUUGUCCUAAGGAGAUAAUUGAAUAAUUGGCCAAAUAGCGUAUAUAGAAGACUGUUCAUCCCAGCACUAUCUAAAAUAGUAAAAAUCGGAAACAACCUAUGUGUCUAGUACACUGGAUUGGUUAAACAAAUUAGGGAAUGUUCACACAGUGUAUUAUGAUAAAUAUAUUUAUAGAAAUCUAUUUUGCCAGGGAAAGAUAUAUAUCAUGCAUUGUUAAGUGAAAAAGGUAGGUUAGUAGCAGUAUUCAUAGUAUGAUUCCAUUCUUUAAGAAUAAUAAAAUGUAUGUUUAAAUAGACGUUUAAAACUCUGGAAUCAUAGGUACCCAAGUAGUAACAGUGGUUAUCUUUGGGUGGAAGGAAAAUGAAUGAUUUUUACCUUUUUACUUUUUAUUCAUCUAUAUGUUCUUAUUUAUCUAAAAUGAAUAUCAAUUUUAAGACAUUUUUGGAGAAGAAAAGUUUAGGGAAUGAAGCACGUGACUGAUUGGAGUAUAACUGAAUGGAAAAAUAUUUAAAUUAAGAAUGAGGUGGGUUGAAGGUUCCUCUAUGAAAUGAUAGAUGAGAGGUGAAGAUGAGGUUUGUCAUGAGGAUAAAUGAGGUAAUAUAUGUAAAGUACUUACAAUGUUUUGAUACAUAACAAUCGAGAAAAGUGAGCAUCCUUAAUUCCCUAAAAUGCAGAGUUGAUAGUUAUUUGUUGACUUUUGUUUUGAUGGGGCAUUCUGCCAUGUGUCAGUAUCAUUUCAUAACCAACAAUAAAAGUUAGCAUUUAUUAAGUGA
Molecule: messenger RNA, 3439 nt
Organism: Choloepus didactylus (southern two-toed sloth)
Lineage: Eukaryota; Metazoa; Chordata; Mammalia; Pilosa; Megalonychidae
Gene: ARMCX3
Product: armadillo repeat containing X-linked 3
Exons: 5
Coding region: 533-1672 (379 amino acids)
Cellular component (GO): mitochondrion
Molecular function (GO): protein binding
Source: RefSeq, a predicted model, not a curated record